This is a messenger RNA of Paramecium primaurelia, 1338 nucleotides long. NCBI's taxonomy places the organism in Eukaryota, Ciliophora, Oligohymenophorea, Peniculida, Parameciidae. The record is from the annotation of a GenBank genome assembly.
AUGGAAAACUUUCCUCAACUAUAUUCUAAAGAGAGAAUACAAUAAUUUAUUACUAAAUAUAAGGAUUUAAUCUAAUUAGAUCCUCUCAAAGAAAUUCAUUGUGGAAUUAUUCAUUUAGAUGAAUUACAUAUAGCAGGUACAUAAAUAUUGUAUAAUUGUAGCCUAACUAUUACAUUAAGGUGAAUUAGUAGCAUUUCCAACUGAAACAGUGUAUGGAUUAGGAGCAAAUGCUAAAAAUGCUUAAGCUAUAUUGAAUAUUUUCAAAGCCAAAAGAAGACCUUUAAGUGAUCCUCUUAUUGUACAUGUUCAUGAUAAAAAUAACAUAUAUACUGAUAAACCAGACUUUUUGGAUUCUUUUGCUGAAUUAUUUUGGCCAGGACCAUUCACAAUUGUGUUAAAGUAUUUAAUUAAUAUUAUUCAGAUCAACUUAAUUAGAGACAACUGAAAUUUUAUCAGCAGGCACUGGAUCAAUAGGAAUUAGGUAUAUAAUUGAUAAUAUUAUUGUAGAAUACCAAAUCAUAAAGUAGCCUUAGAAUUGUUAGAAAAAGCUAAUCUUCCUAUUGCUGCCCCUUCUGCAAAUUUAUUCACUCAUAUAUCACCUACUAGUGCUGCUCAUGUUUUUAAUGAUUUUUAUGAUUAAAGAGUUCAUAUAAUUGAUGCAGACAGAAGUGAUAAUGGUAUUGAAAGUACAGUUAUUAAACCAUUGGGAAAUGAAUUGCAUAUAUUAAGAUUAGGCAGUUUGGCAAAGGAAACAAUAAUGUAAAAGAUUGGUUAGAGUGUUUAAUUAAAGCAUUUUGCUAUAAAAUAUGAAAAUAAAUAUAUGUAAAUAGAAGAAAAUGAAGAAGAAUUAGAAAAAGAAUUAGAAAACUUAUAAAAUUUAGAUCGUAAAAAUUCAAUGGAAGCACCUGGUUAAUUUUUAAAACAUUAUUCUGCUAGAAUAAAUUCAUUUAUUGUUACUUUUUAAUAAAUCAAUAUAGGUUAAGAGAUUGAUUUAGAUUUAAAAGAAUCAGUGAUUAUUGAUUUUGGAUAAGAGUUAAGAAAUAGAAUAGUUAAUAUAGAUGGUAUAUAUAUAUAUUAAAUAAUAUAAUAGAAACCAAAUAUAAAAGUUUAUCAAUUAAUUAUGAUGCCAAAGAGGCAAUGUUUAAUUUAUAUGAUUCAUUAAGAUGGGCUGAAUUAUAAUAAGGAGCUAAAUAAAUUUUAUUGUAUGAUUUUGAUACAGUAAUUAAUCAAAAAGUUUAACAUGAUGAAAAUAUCCUAUCAAUAUAGGAUAAAAUAUUUCGCUCAGCUUCAGGAUAAAAGAUUUACUAUAAAGAUAAUAAAUUUUAUUUGUGCUAGUGA